CGGAAGUGACGAAUGCAGACUUCCGUUGCUGUCAAGGGCAUCGAAAAGUGUCGUUAGCCGAGACUAGUAGUAGCUGUCCACACGUGUAUUUUCACAAGAUCAAAACAGUUAGACUUUCGGUAGAAAUGGACGGGUUCGGGGCAGACUUCCCAGCGGCUGGAUCGGGUGGUAAAGUGGACGCCGGCACCAUCAUGGAGCAGGUCAAGGUCCAAAUUGCAGUGGCUAACGCGCAGGAGCUGCUCCAGAGGAUGACAGACAAAUGCUUCAAGAAGUGCAUAGGUAAACCUGGGAGCACGCUGGACAACUCUGAGCAGAAAUGCAUUGCCAUGUGUAUGGACCGGUAUAUGGAUGCCUGGAACACAGUGUCUCGAACAUACAACUCUAGAUUACAGCGGGAAAGAGCUCGUAUGUGAACACCCCUCGUACUUGGCCGGACUGCCACUUGCUGUAGGGAAGGUGUACGAGGUUCCACCGGAGAACGGGAGCUGUCCACGGAUGUGUCACGGCGGCACCACACCAUCUUCAAACCAAUAUCUCACGGACAGUCGGAGACUGUGGACUCGAGCCAUAACCCAAGUCUCUGCGGACAUUUUCAUUUUGCUUGAGGAAUAGUUAUUUGUGUUUUUAUGUUAUGAAUAAUUCAUCUUCUGGUCUACAUGUAGUCACACAUUUUAAAAAGCUGCCAUUUACCCAUGCUUGUUUAGAGACGUAUUGGUCACGAUAUUUCAAAGCCGUGACCUUGUGACCUCUGUUUUCUUAUGGCUUCAAUAGAAACACUGAAACCUCUGCCUUUCAAACGAAGGUUGAGUAUUUGUUUAAGAGACAAUUGGGACACAUACCCGUAAUAACAGGUUGCUGUCACACCAAUUUAUUCAUAAAAUACUAUCCACAUGUUCGCUGCCAAUUUUUUUCAUUGUGUUUAUGCUCUGCAAAAUUCUUGACAUUUUUACCAUUGAUAAAGCUGCACAACAUGAGCCCUCAAGGGGCAAAUCCGGCAGAACUUAACGUGCUUUUACGCUAAAUUCAAAAGGAAGACUCGAGGACCAACUUUGUGUUUUCAUACCGGUGAAGCUGACAUUCACAAGCCUCCAAACAGUCCCAUAUCAAAGUACACCCGGAGAACAAAACAGUUUUGUUCUAUCUGCCGCCUGCCACAGUAGUCGGCUUGUUUCAGCAGGGUCUGCCUCGCUGUACAAAGGGUACUGAACCUUUCUCAUCCGCAUGCGCACACCUCGUCAGGUGUCUGGCAACCACACUCCACCUCCCCCCCCCUCCUUUCCUGCUGAGAUAAUGUAGAGAAGUAACAAAAACUUGUGAACAGUAUUUGCAGUUUGUCAGUAAGUGGAAUCAUCUUCAUGAAGAAAAAACAUCUUAUUAGAGUCCUCUGUUGUGUGUCUUCAGGAGUAUGGCAAUGAAACAUCACCAUGGGUUUGUCAAAAUUAAGUGAAAAUUCUAUUAAAGCUGAUUCCAGUACUUU
Messenger RNA from Pungitius pungitius (ninespine stickleback), 1477 nucleotides. It is a transcript of the gene timm13, whose product is annotated as translocase of inner mitochondrial membrane 13 homolog (yeast). The record is from RefSeq and is a predicted model, not a curated record. The transcript has 3 exons. NCBI's taxonomy places the organism in Eukaryota, Metazoa, Chordata, Actinopteri, Perciformes, Gasterosteidae. Bases 126 to 413 code for a protein of 95 amino acids.